AUGAUACCCCAGCGAGUACAAGUGUUGUCGCUUUUUCGCACAGGUCCUUUUUUUGAUUCGUGUCGUCAUUGUCAAUUAAUAUCAACAUCUUGUCCCGUUCUUACGGAACAUUCUUUAAUCAAUCAUAUAGAAAAGGAGGUGUCUAUUCAGUGUAUAUAUCAGAAUCAUUCAGGAAAUCCAAUCUUUACUGGGGAAGCAAUGUACGAAUGCUUGCUUUGUUCAUUCAAAGCUAAAGAAGUUAAAAAUUUAACCUUACAUUAUUUCGCUUUUCAUGGUAUCAAAAAUGCCAGUCCAAAUUUGACCAAGCAUUUAACUUAUGAUUAUUCAUCAGGAUUAAAUUACAAUUUCCAUGAUGCAAAAUCGUUGUUUAUGGGUGAUAAACGAAAUACAUUUGUCGAUCUUAAUCAAGAUGAUGGCGAAAUGAGUUCUCAUUCAGUUGGAACAGAAAGUGGUCGUUUUUCCAGGGGAUCUCAUCUUAGUUCAUCCCAAGUCAACCGAAGUUUAAUGCCAUAUAAAUGUACACACUGCGGCAACGCUUAUCACAAACGAAAGUAUUUUGCUGAACAUGUUUUCUCCUGUUCCAAAUCUUUGCAAUUAACUUGCCCAUGUGGCCGUGUUUGUAAAUGGAGAUCGAAUUUCUAUGCACAUAGAAAAUCAUGCCCCGUUUAUAAACAACUUGUAACUGGAGGCAGUCAUCUCUCUGUCUUUCGUCGUCGAGGUUUGACUUUGUCUAAAUCAAGUAUUAAUGAUGAUUCUGAAAGUAUUACUAAAGAAUCAGUUAGUUCCAGCGAACAUCUGCUUGAUAUGUCAACUAAUCCCAAAGAUGCUUCUACUGUAAAUCUAAUUGGUGGAAAUGAUUUAACUUCCUUAGUUUCUUCAUCUUCUACACCCGAAGUUACUCCCCAGUCUAAUUCAGACUCUAGCAUUGAUGUAUUUGGAAAUCAUUCUGAUUCCCUUCAAACCUCUCUCACCUACAUAACUCCAGUUUCAUCACUAGCCACAUCUGUCCCGACUUUCGUUUCCAAUGAAAAUAUUGAAACAAAUAAUCUAAAUCAUGUAUCUAGUAAUUCGAUGGUCACAUCUGCCUCUAUAAUUCAUGCAUUAAGUCAAACUUCUAAUUUGUCCGUAUUAGUUGACACACGUUGCCCUGUCAGUAAUUAUCCUUCAAAUCAGAUAAAUGAAUGCACCGCCACUAAUGCGGAAGGUGGAUUUAUCCAAUGUGUAUCAUCAAAAGGUGAACCACUUAUCAUGUUUCCUGUAUAUCUUUCUGUCUUACACGUAAGAACGAAUUAA
Schistosoma guineensis is the source of this 1293-nucleotide messenger RNA. Lineage: Eukaryota; Metazoa; Platyhelminthes; Trematoda; Strigeidida; Schistosomatidae. The record is from the annotation of a GenBank genome assembly.